Molecule: messenger RNA, 1059 nt
Organism: Leptosia nina
Lineage: Eukaryota; Metazoa; Arthropoda; Insecta; Lepidoptera; Pieridae
Source: the annotation of a GenBank genome assembly
AUGAAAUUGAAAAAUAUCGCCAGUGCAAAUGUUUUAUUUGGGUGUUUUAACUGCUUAUUCUUCGUCACUGGUUUCGCUCAAAUAGUGUGCGGGUUCUUUCUCCUCUGCGAUACGAGAAGAAUUCUUCUGUCUCGACUGUUGGCGACGCCCGAAGACGGCUUGGAAGAGCCUCCCUUUUACUAUGUAGCUCUCGCGUUGCUGGCUUCCGGCUUGGCUGUUUGCACGUUGGCAUCUUUGGGCGUUUGGGCUACGUGUAUGCCGGGAUACAUUGUUUUGACCUUUUAUUUCCUAGUGGUAUUAUCAUUGCUUUUGUGCGAAUGUGCGGCCGGAGUUAUAGCGGCGAUCUGGCCCAAAUGCCUAGGCAUCCAGAACACACGAGGCGGCGCGGUCGGUGCGCUGCAGGGCUAUUAUGGAGUUCCAGAUUAUGAGGAUUUCACUACUGCUGUGGAUCUAGCACAAACUGAGCUAAAAUGCUGCGGAAUGACGAGCGCUCGUAACUACGACAUGUCAAUAUGGCAGCUGCGACGGCUCGGCCCGCGAGGCAUGUCGGCGCCGCUCAGCUGUUGUGUGCAACAUGAUCUUGAAGAGUCCUAUUUAAACCCAGCACCGGUUAACCAGUCUCGAUGCCAAGAAGUUCAGCCUAAUGCACAGUUUCGUCAUGUCUCGGGUUGCCUCAUGAAGCUAGAAGACUGGUACCAGCAGCAGUACUUCAUGUUUAUGAUAGCUCUCUUUGUGGUAGCCGUAUUCAAGUUAGGUAUACUCCUGAGCACUGUUUUCUCCUGCAUAAAGCUCAGAAAGCGCCGACAGGAAGGCAACAUGUUUCUAAACAGUGACAAGAGAAAAGAGAACAUCUACGAACGCAGUACCGACGAGCCAAUUACGACUAAAUACGUCCAACCGAAUAAUUUCUACAGCCCGCGCGUGCGCAACCCCCGUCUGUUUCAUACGAAACCGAAUGAAAUGAUUGGGCCAUCCCGAGGCGGAUUGUACGGUCUCGCUAGACUAGCGAGGCGAGUGGAGGUCCAGAAAAAGAAAAGAACGUGUCGCCCCAAACUGUAA